Molecule: messenger RNA, 2071 nt
Organism: Exaiptasia diaphana
Lineage: Eukaryota; Metazoa; Cnidaria; Anthozoa; Actiniaria; Aiptasiidae
Exons: 1
Coding region: 457-1191 (244 amino acids)
Biological process (GO): microtubule-based movement
Cellular component (GO): cytoplasmic dynein complex; cytoplasm
Molecular function (GO): dynein intermediate chain binding
Source: RefSeq, a predicted model, not a curated record
CGGAAGUACACUAUAUUUUCAUUUUUCUUCUUUUCUUUCUUUAAUGCGAACCGCUUAGCCUUGUCUAUAUAAAGAGUGCGUGUUUCUUCAGGUCUGGAGACCAGAUUUAAUUCUUAUAUCAUUUCCUGACCUACUUAAUCCUGCAAUUAAAAGGCUCGUCUAGGACGUCUAAUUGUAUUUGUCUUGCACCCUCAGUCUCAAUCACGAAACACUGACACGGAGGCUAAGAAUACGAGGUCAACCAAUGUCCGUAUUUAUACGUAAAUGUUUACGCAUCUUCGAAAAAGAAGUGCAGCUAAAAGAUCCUGAAGAAGUUGAAAAUUAUCGCUGCAAUCUGUUUUGUUACCAAUAAGCGGCUUGGUGUAAGGUGAUAUGCGUCCAUAUGUGAAUUAAAAAGUCAGACUCUUUUAAAAGACUUCAAAAACAAUCUCUCGACUCGUAGUUUCAGACACGAAGAUGACAGAGAAGUGUGCCUUCCCAAAACGACCAAUCUCAGCGGCAAUUGAAAAGGCAACUGGAGUAUUUUCCCGACCAAAACUUCAGCGUCGUGCGUACACGGCUCACACUGCGAGCCARCUCGUUUCUACGGCACGUUUAUCCGCUAACGUUGCAGUUGACUUGAGAACCAGUGAUCGCUCUCAAGACGACAAACAUCACGAGUUGACAGAAGAAAGCAACUAUGUCUUUAUUACCAUAUCGCCAUGUUUAACAACAAGUUCUGAUAAUGGCGAAUUCCUGGGCAACUGUCUGCCAAAUGGUGCUGUGGCCGUUGAUCAAGACAGCAUCAGUAACAACGACUCAGAAAUCAAACUGGUUAGCAAACCAACAGUCAGGAAUGAUAAGCUCAAUGGCGACUUUUCCAUUCAAUGUUUAAAAGUCAAGGAAAUCAUYAAAGAAAUACUGAACGCACAGCUAAUGGACAUUGAAUAUAACCAUAGAGAAUGCGGCGAAAAGGGCAGAGUUAUCAGUCAACUUAUUGAAAAACGUGUUAAAGCCUUAUGCAGUGCGUCCUAUAAAGUGAUGGUUCUCGUUUAUAUUGGGGCAACACUCGAUAGAGGGAUUGAUCUUGCUUGUCAAUGCUCAUGGUCACCUCAAGUUGACGUCUUUGCUAUGGAAAGUUUCACGACGGAAAAUCUAUUUGCGUCUGUGGUCGUAUUUGCAACUUUAUACGAUGAAUUGUUCAAUGCCUAAUCUUGAACGUUCACUAGUAAAGAAGUGUGUUUGUCUUGUGGAAAAUAUAUUAAACUAUGAAUCAAGCUCUAUUUUUUAUUUUUAAGCUUUGCCGACAAGUUGCUUUUUUGGUUGGARAUUCAAUAUCAGUACCAAGCGGGAUAAAACUGAAUUACUAGUAAUUGAACCAGGGAGAGUUUUUUAAGGAAAAGGACUUUUYAAUAACAGUAUGCUUCGGAUUUCCAUAUUCUAUUUCCGAACGGACACUAGUUAAUUUAUUUUCUUUAGAGUUUAAUUGCUUUUUUCGGACACACUCAAAGAGGCUCGUGUUUGUUUUAAACUCUUAAUUAAUUGUUACUUCUCUACUAUAGAUACAACCUUUCCCCAUUACUUAUUAUAAUUCAAAGUGUUUUUUUUUGUAAUGUUUAAGGCAUGGAGAUGCACUUGAUUUUAUWAACGAGUCGUUUCAUCAUUGAAAGCUCGCUAAAAGCCCAGCGGUAGACAAACAAAUUCAAUGUGACUAUGUCAACAAAGAUUUUCUUUAAUAACUGCCAAAUCACCCACUGCAAAGUACUUUCACACAAAUCUAUUGAAUUAUCUGAUAACUGUUGACAGUCAGGGGUAAUUAAUCUGCAAAACAAAACCAUUUUCGACGUAGGAAAGCGGUCUAUUUUAGGAGAUGUCAAUAGCGAGCCACGACAGUUCACCAAGCGUGCUGUGUUCUUAGCCUCCUCUCCAGGCAGCUCUUUUUUCCUCCUUUGGGGGGUCCUUUGUAACGGUCAAAUUGGCCGCUAGCAACUAGUGACGAGAAAGCAACRAAACCUCUCCUCUCUCGGCCCCAUUCUCCCUCUUCUGACUGCCAAAAAAGAGAGGAAGCCCGCGAUUCUUAGUGUAGCCUGCA